GCUCGGCGGCUGAAGAACAUCAAAGAAAUCGCGCGUGUGGGUGAUCCAAAAAUAUACGUAUAUAUUUAUAUAUACCCAUCGUUGAAAACCAGAAAAGCGGAAGGGAAAUGAAAAUUUCCAAAUCGAAACUCCAAUAGUUGAAUGAAAUGCAUUUCUGUUCGGUGUUGGUGAUUACAUUUCUUUGCCUCAACAAAGUGCAGGCACAGUUUUACGGAGGAGCCAGCUCUUACGGCUCAUCCGGUGGCCAAUCCAUUCGCCUUGGCCUUAUCACUGACGAUGCCAGCGAUAGAAUCCGGCAGACUUUCGAGCACGCCAUUUCGGUGGUGAACAGUGAGUUGGGAGUUCCUCUUUCCGGAGAAACGGAGCAGUGUGCCUAUGGCAACUCCGUCCAGGCCUUUGGCCAACUUUGCCGGCUGAUGCAGAGCGGAGUGGGUGCUGUUUUUGGGCCAGCUGCCAAGCAUACAGCCUCCCAUCUGCUGAAUGCCUGCGACUCGAAGGACAUACCCUUUAUAUACCCGCAUCUAUCGUGGAGCGCCCAUCCGGAUGGCUUUAAUCUGUUUCCCAGUUCGGAGGAUAUCGCCAAUGCGCUCUACGACGUUAUCAACCAGUUUGAGUGGUCGCGCUUUAUAUUCUGCUAUGAAUCUGCUGAGUACCUGAAGAUUUUGGACCACCUGAUGACGCUAUAUGGCCCCAAGGGACCUGUUAUCAAAGUAAUGCGCUACGAUCUCAAUCUGAAUGGCAACUACAAGUCGGUUCUAAGACGCAUAAGGAAAUCGGAAGAUAGUCGGAUUGUGGUUGUGGGCUCCACGGAAGGAGUGGCCGAGCUACUGCGUCAAGCCCAACAAGUGGGCAUCAUGAAUGAGGACUACACCUACUUGGUAGGCAACUUGGACCUGCACACUUUCGAGCUGGAGGAGUACAAAUACAGCGAGGCCAACAUCACUGGCUUCAGGAUGUUUUCCCCGGAUAAGGAGGAAGUGAGAGAUCUGGUUGAAAGGUUGGAACAGCUGAACGGGGAAAGUGAGCCCACAAAAACUGGUUCCUCAUCCAUCACCAUGUCUAUGGCUCUCACUUAUGAUGCAGUGCGUGUAAUCGCGGAAACAACCAAGCGCAUGCCCUAUCAACCUCAGUCACUCAACUGUUCCGAACGUCACGACAAUGUUCAACCAGAUGGUUCCUCUUUCAGGAACUACAUGAGAUCGCUGGAUAUCAAGGAGAAAACCAUCACAGGUCGCAUAUUCUUCGAGGGCAUUGUGCGCAAGGGCUUCACCUUCGAUGUAGUCGAGCUGCAGUCGAGUGGAUUGGUCAAGAUUGGCACUUGGGAGGAGGGAAAGGACUUCGAGUUCCAGCGACCACCUCAACCCAUAAACAGCAAUGUCAUUGAUGAUGGAGACGGGCUGGUCAACAAAACCUUUACGGUUCUCAUAUCCGUUGCGACCCAACCGUAUGCAAGUAUUGUGGAGAGUAUCGACACACUCACAGGCAAUGAUCAGUACCAGGGCUAUGGAGUGGAUCUGAUCAAGGAGUUGGCCGAGAAACUUGGGUUUUUCUUUAUCUUCCAAGAUGGUGGCAACGACUACGGUUUCUUCAAUAAAACCACUAACACGACUACGGGAAUGCUUAAGGAAAUUGUAGAAGGACGAGCUGAUUUGGCCAUCACGGAUCUGACGAUAACAUCGGAGCGAGAAGAAGUCAUUGAUUUUUCCAUACCCUUCAUGAAUCUGGGCAUUGCAAUUUUAUAUGUUAAGCCCCAGAAAGCGACCCCCGCCCUUUUCUCUUUCAUGGACCCCUUUUCAUCGGAAGUCUGGCUUUACUUGGGUAUAGCCUAUGUGGGAGUGUCGCUCUGCUUCUUCAUCAUAGGUCGCCUAUCGCCCAUUGAGUGGGAUAACCCGUAUCCCUGUAUCGAAGAGCCAGAAGAGCUGGAAACGCAGUUUUCCAUCAACAAUUCCCUGUGGUUCACCACGGGAGCUUUACUGCAGCAAGGCUCUGAAAUUGCUCCCAAAGCUCUCAGCACCCGUACAAUUUCCGCAAUAUGGUGGUUCUUCACUUUAAUUAUGGUAUCAUCCUACACUGCCAACUUGGCCGCUUUCCUGACGAUCGAGAAUCCCACGAGUCCAAUCAACAGCGUUCAAGACUUGGCCGAAAACAAAGACGGCGUUCAGUAUGGGGCAAAGCGUUCAGGAUCCACCAGGAAUUUCUUUACUACUUCGGAAGAUCCCAUCUACAAGAAAAUGAACGAGUACAUGAUGAUGCACCCCGAGAUGCUAAUGGACAAUAACCAGGAUGGCGUGAACAAGGUGAAGUCGGGCAACGAGUACGCCUUCCUCAUGGAGUCAACCUCCAUUGAAUUUAAUAUCGUCAGGGAGUGCAAUCUAACCAAAGUUGGGGAACCGCUGGACCAGAAGGGAUACGGCAUAGCCAUGGUGAAGAAUUGGCCAUAUCGCGAUAAGUUCAACAAAGCCCUGCUGGAACUUCAGGAACAGGGAGUCCUAGCCAGAUUGAAGAACAAGUGGUGGAACGAAGUCGGAGCCGGUGUUUGCAAUGCAAAAGACGAUGACAGUGGUCCUUCCGAUUUGAAAAUGGCAAAUCUUAGUGGAAUUUACUUUGUCUUGUGCGUUGGCACCAUCAUUUCCAUGGUUAUCUCUAUUUUGUGCUGGUGCUUUUUUGUUUUCAAGAAAGCCAGGUUCUAUGCGGUUCCCUUUUGCGAUGCCCUGGCUGAGGAGUUCAAAAUUGUCAUCCACUUCUCGGAAAAUGAAAGAGCCCUGAAAAGCGCCCAGUCGAUUUACUCCCGCAGUAGGAACUCGUCUCAAUCUAUAGAGUCCCUAGAAACGGACUCCGAGGAGCAUUCGCCGGCUGAGGAAGACACCUUUGUAGUUUUUUGGUCCAUAAUUUGCCUUCAAAUUACUGCCAAUAGCGCUCAGUAUGAAAACUUUGGCGGGUACGACAACUUCCAGAGUUCGGAAAUUGUCCCAAUUGGUCUGCUCACCGACCAAAACACGGAGCAAAUGAACAUAGUCUUCGACCACGCCAUUGAUGUGGCCAACCAGGAGGUGGGCACCCAGCUGACGUCCCUCAAGGAGGCGGUGGACUACGGAAAUGCCUACCAGAGCUACGCAGGAUUGUGCAGGAUGUUGGAGACUGGCAUAGCGGGUGUGUUUGGACCCUCAUCGCGUCACACUGCCGUCCACAUGAUGUCCAUUUGCGAUGCCAUGGAUAUUCCGCACAUCUACUCCUACAUGAGCGAGUAUACUGAGGGCUUUAACCUGCAUCCACAUCCGGUAGACCUGGCCAAGGCCCUUUUCAGCCUCAUCACGGCCUUCAAUUGGAAUCGCUUCAUUUUCCUCUACGAGUCGGCGGAUUACCUUAACAUUCUGAAUGAGUUGACCACGCUGUUCAAGACGAAUGGACCCGUGGUCACUGUGCUGCGUUAUGAUAUGGAGCUGAAUGGCAACUACAAGCCGGUGCUUCGGCGGGUGCGGAAAUCCAUGGAUAAUCGAAUUGUGGUUGUCGGCUCCAGCGAGACAAUGCCGGAGUUUUUAAACCAGGCCCAGCAGGUCGGCAUCAUCAACGAAGACUACAACUACAUUAUCGGCAACCUGGACUUUCAUUCCUUUGACUUGGAGGAGUACAAGUACAGCGAGGCCAAUAUAACUGGCCUGCGAUUGUUUUCCCCGGAGAAGAUGGCCGUCAAGGAGCUGCUCAUGAAGUUGGGAUAUCCCACCGACCAGGAUGAGUUCCGAAAUGGAUCCUGCCCAAUCACUGUGGAAAUGGCCUUAACCUACGAUGCUGUUCAGUUGUUUGCACACACUUUGAGAAAUCUUCCAUUUAAACCGAUGCCCCAAAAUUGUUCACAAAGAACGGAAAGUGUCCGCGAUGAUGGCUCUUCAUUUAAAAAUUACAUGAGAACGCUGCGUCUUAGGGAAAACCUGCUAACGGGUCCGAUCUACUUCGAGGGAAACGUCCGCAAGGGAUACCAUCUGGAUGUCAUCGAGCUGCAGCCCUCUGGAAUUGUAAAAGUUGGUACCUGGGACGAGGAGAGGGAAUACAGACCUCAGCGACUGGCGCCAACAACCGCCCAGUUUGAUAGUGUAGACAAUUCACUGGCCAACAAGACCUUCAUCGUAUUACUUUCGGUGCCGAACAAACCAUAUGCCCAACUGGUGGAGAACUCCAAGACCCUGGAGGGCAAUAGCCAGUAUGAGGGCUACGGGGUGGAUCUUAUCAAAGAACUGGCCGACAAACUGGGCUUUAACUUUACCUUCGUUAACGGCGGCAAUGAUUACGGAUCGUAUAAUAAAACCAGUAACGAAUCUACGGGCAUGCUGAGGGAACUUAUGCUUGGAAGAGCUGACUUGGCCAUCACGGAUUUGACCAUCACCUCGGAACGAGAAGAGGCUCUUGACUUCACCAUUCCCUUCAUGAACUUGGGCAUUGCAAUUCUGUACUUGAAACCCCAAAAGGCCACACCUGGUCUCUUCACCUUCAUGGAUCCGUUUUCCCAGGAGGUCUGGUGGUACCUAGGAUUAUCCUUUUUGGGCGUGUCCUUGAGCUUAUUCAUAUUGGGUCGCCUGUCGCCCAGCGAAUGGGAUAAUCCGUAUCCCUGUAUCGAAGAGCCGGACGAACUGGAGAAUCAGUUCACCAUAGGCAACUCCAUUUGGUUUACGACUGGCGCCCUGCUUCAGCAGGGUUCUGAAAUUGGACCCAAAGCCUUAUCCACUCGAACUGUAGCCAGUUUCUGGUGGUUCUUUACUUUAAUUGUGGUGUCCUCUUACACAGCAAACUUGGCUGCCUUCUUGACCAUCGAAAAGCCGCAGAGUUCCAUCAACAGCGUUGAAGAUUUGGCAACCAACAAGGAUGGCGUGGUCUACGGUGCAAAAAGAACCGGAUCCACAAGAAAUUUCUUCCUAAAUUCUGAGGAUUCAAACUACAAGAUGAUGAACAAAUUCAUGCUCGAAAACCCACAGUACCUUACGAAUGACAACCAGGAGGGAGUUAGAAGGGUGAAGACCGAAGGUAACUAUGCAUUCCUGAUGGAAUCUACUUCCAUUGAGUACAACACCAAACGAGAAUGCAAUCUCAAAAAGAUUGGCGAUGCCUUGGACGAGAAGGGAUACGGAAUAGCCAUGAAAAAGAAUUCGCCGCAUCGCGGAGUGUUUAACAGCGCGCUACUGGAGCUACAGGAGCAGGGAGUCCUUGAGAAGAUGAAGAAUAAGUGGUGGAACGAGGUCGGCACAGGAAUUUGCUCCACCAAAGAGGAGUCCCCGGAUGCCACGGAAUUGGGCAUGAAAAAUUUGCAGGGCGUGUUCUAUGUGCUUCUUGGCGGAAGUUUAUUUGCCAUGUUGUACGGCAUUAUUAGCUGGUUCAUGUUUGUUAAGAAGAAGGCUUUCCACUAUAGAGUUCCACUGCGCGACGCUCUUAAGGAGGAAUUCCAGUUCGUCAUCGACUUUAACAACUAUAUUCGAGUGCUCAAAAACUCGGCCUCCAUCUACUCACGCAGUCGUCAGUCUUCUAUGUCAGUAGCUUCGGUGGCACAGGAGUCCCAAUAGAAGAAAUUGUUUUGAAACCUGUAAUUCUUUGGAAACUAAAUCAUAAAAAUUGAAGAACUUUUUUUCAUUUUCGGUUUUUCGUAUUGAUGAUCAUCUGGAAAUUUCAACUUAUUUAUUAUAAUAUUUGAAAACCAUAAGCCAAAAUUUCAAACAAAACUUAUUUUUAAAUUUU
This is a messenger RNA of Drosophila ficusphila, 5718 nucleotides long. RefSeq lists its product as uncharacterized. The coding region runs from base 147 to 5546 and encodes 1799 amino acids. The transcript is spliced from 27 exons. Gene Ontology annotation, cellular component: plasma membrane; postsynaptic membrane. Gene Ontology annotation, molecular function: glutamate-gated receptor activity; transmitter-gated monoatomic ion channel activity involved in regulation of postsynaptic membrane potential. Lineage: Eukaryota; Metazoa; Arthropoda; Insecta; Diptera; Drosophilidae. The record is from RefSeq and is a predicted model, not a curated record. Gene Ontology annotation, biological process: modulation of chemical synaptic transmission; synaptic transmission, glutamatergic; monoatomic ion transport.